Messenger RNA from Phascolarctos cinereus (koala), 4643 nucleotides. RefSeq names its product ankyrin repeat and MYND domain containing 2 (gene ANKMY2). NCBI's taxonomy places the organism in Eukaryota, Metazoa, Chordata, Mammalia, Diprotodontia, Phascolarctidae. Gene Ontology annotation, molecular function: protein binding. The record is from RefSeq and is a predicted model, not a curated record.
CCUCUCUUCAUCGGGCUGCACCAUUUACCGAAAGACGGGGGGUGGGAAACAAAUGCCCGAAGUCGGUUGGGAGCCAUCUCGGGGGCUCCUGGGGCCUCCCGACUUAGGCAGAACCACCUUCAGAAGAGUCUGAGAGCCCACAUGUAGGCUCCAUGUCCAGAGGCCCUCGCUGGCCACAAACAGCCGGGCAGCAUAGGGAGAACGAUUCUGCCUUCCCCUCGGUCCCUGUCCUCGUGGUCUGUCCCCCGGGCUGGCCCGAUCGGAGGAGGAGCCAGCAGGAGGCGGACCCCCAAGGCGCUCUUACUGCGCUGCUCCAAGACGAGGCUGCGGCCCAUGCCAAGGAGCCUUUGCUAUAUUGUAUCUUUUGCUGAGGUUCUCCCUGGGCCGCGGAGUAGACGUUUGCAACAAAGUUUCCCGGGCGGCUUCUGAAGCCUUCUGGCGGGGGAGCGGGUAGGAGACCUGCAGGCUAUCUGGCCUGGCGUACGGCGGCCGCCCCCAUGGCUCCUCCCAAGAAAGGCGAGCUGACCCAGGAAGAGAAGGAGCUGCUGGAAGUGAUCGGGCAAGGGAAUGUCCAGGAGACCGGGAGACUGCUGGGAAGCAAGAAUGUUCGUGUCAACUGUUUGGAUGAGCACGGGAUGACGCCACUCAUGCAUGCAGCGUACAAAGGAAAAAUGGACAUGUGUCGUAUGCUCCUGCGACAUGGGGCCAACGUGAACUGCAAUGAGCAUGAACACGGCUACACGGCCCUGAUGUUCGCUGGACUUUCUGGAAAUAAGGAGAUUACUCGGCUAAUGCUGGAAGCUGGAGCAGACACGGAUGUUGUGAAUUCAGUUGGCAGGACAGCGGCGCAGAUGGCAGCCUUUGUGGGCCAGCACGACUGCGUGACUGUGAUUAACAACUUCUGUCCCCGAGAGAGGCUGGAUUACUACACGAAACCCCAGGGACUCGAGAAGGAGCCCAGGCUGCCCCCAAAGCUGGCAGGGCCCCUGCACAAGAUGGUCACCACAACCAAUCUCCAUCCGGUCAAGAUUGUGAUGCUUGUAAAAGAAAACCCUCUUCUGGCCGAGGAGGACGCCCUGAAAAAAUGCUACCGAGUGAUGGACCUGAUCUGUGAGAAGUGCAUGAAGCAGAGGGACAUGAACGAGGUCCUGGCCAUGAAGAUGCAUUACAUCAGCUGCAUUUUCCAGAAAUGCAUUAAGUUCUUGACCGAGCGAGAAGACAAGAUGGAUGGUUUCAUCAAAAGUUUGUUAAAAGGCCGAGAGACAGAUGGCUUUCCCGUCUACCAAGAGAAGUUCAUUCGAGAGUGUAUUCGGAAGUUCCCUUACUGUGAAACCACACUCCUCCAGCAGCUUGUCAGAAGCAUUGCCCCCGUGGAAAUUGGCUCUGAUCCUACAGCCUUCUCUGUGCUCACUCAAGCCAUCACUGGUCAAGUGGGAUUUGUAGAUGUGGAGUUUUGCACCACGUGUGGAGAAAAGGGCGCAAACAAGAGGUGUUCAGUGUGUAAAAUGGUUAUUUAUUGCAACCAGGAUUGCCAGAAAAUCCACUGGUUCACUCAUAAAAAAGUCUGUAAGGUGCUGAAGGCUGUGUAUGAGAAGCAAGAGCUGGAAGCUGCCAAAGAGAAGAAGAGGCAAGAAGAGAGACCAGCCCAGGAAAAAGAGCCAGAUGUCGAUUCCAAUCCAUCUAAUGAGGAGCAGCCAGAAACGGAUCCUGGGCAUGCUGAAGAGGACCCCACAGAUCUGGCCCAGGAGGAGAAGGCCCACGUGGAAGAGGCCUCCCAAAUAACCUCGGGGGCAGGCGGUGACACUGGCCUCCAAGGCAUGGCAGGGAGUGUGAAGGAAGCAGAGGAGUAGGGCCCAGCUGGGUCUGUAGCUUUGCAGUGUAUGAGACAAACAGCCCAGCCCUCUUUCCCACGGAGGUGUGAGCCGUGAGAGGCAGCAGGGGGCUGGUCCAUGUUACACGGAGCCCACGCUUUCAUGAAUCUGUGCUCUCACUCCCGUGGGUGCAGGUCACAGCUCAUUCACCCCUUCUCAUCUCAUGUGGCCCUUAUCUAUGUCCUCUGGAAGGCCACCCCCCCCAUCAUGCUGGAGGGUUUCACUCCAUCUGUAGACGUGGUGUGGAGGCCAAUCCAAGCCCAGGGUGCCCUCACUAAGUGACUGGUUUACCUUUGCCAGGCAACCCUUUGCCAUCCCAUUCACAGCUUUUCCUAUGUGUCUGUCCCUGGCAGGAUGUUACAGCCAUCUCCCCUCACCCCCAGUAGAGUAUCUGAAUCAGACCAAACAUAUACAGGGCAGGGCUGGGCUUGCCCUACCACCAUUCUGAGGGAGGAAGGGCGUCUCAUUUCAAGAUAUUUGAAAGAAGGGAGGCUUGCAAACACUUGGAGAAAAGUCACAGACUUGAUUAUCAUCAAAUAGGUUAAUCAGUCGACAAACAUUAAGCACCUACUGUGUGCCAGGCCCCACGCUAAGCCCUGGGGAUACCAGUACAAAGACAUAGGCCAUGUCGGCACAGACUGAAAGGCCCAUCUCUGUGGAAUCUGAGAAUAAGGUGUUUCGAGGGUAUCCUAGAUGCAUCGUGAGAAGGGAGGCCACAGGCUUUCGUCACUACAGCAAACCACAGGUUACAGGCACAGUCUGCUGAAAGUUGCCCAUGCAUUUACUGUUUGUUCCAUGAUCGAGGCUGACUCUGACUUUGAAUGUGUCUCCUCUGCACUUGUCAACAUGAGAGGAGAUUCCUUCAAAGUUAUGACAGAUGGACCUCUGGGGAGCUGCUACUGCCUGGGUGUAGCCCAGCAUGAAACUGGGAGACCUGGGCUGCCUGCUGGCCACCAUCACACUCUGAAUGGUCCUGUAGGUGGCGAGGGCCCCAGGCCCCUCCUGCUGGUGAAGGCUUUUGUUCUGACAGCACUGAGCACUAGAACAGUGCCAAGCCUUCUCAAUGCUCGUCACCUCCCCACUUUGCUGAAGAGUCGUCCUUGGAGCAAAGCUGCCUGUCACCCCAUAUUUUCCUGCUAACUUCCAGCAUAUAAUAGGAGCCGCAUUCCCUAGGGAAAUAGCCUUUUUCAAAGAUGGAAGGUUACCUCUCUGUCCUUUCCCACACUCAGCUCCUCAGAAGUUUGCCCAGACUCUCCAUUGCACUCAGUCUCCUUGCCUGUUCCAAGGCAAGUAUUUUAUCUAACCUUCUAGGAAGUAGGAAAGACACCAAAUGGAAAGGAAUUGGUGAGGCAGGGCUGGCUCGUGCCCCUUCCAGCACUGCCCCUUUGAUAACAUCUCCUGUUAAAGUCAGGUGGCUUUGCCCCUCUGCCAACUGUAGGAUUGUCAGAAACCCAAGGGAAGAAAAUGGAAGAUAAGGAGCCUUAGAGACAUAGACCAGAUUCAAGGGAUGCAGGGAGUGAUGUUGGCCUGAGUCUAUGGGAUAGUGGGAAACCUGGGAUUGGGAGUCAGAGCACCUGGGUUUGAAUCACAUCUGUAGUAUAGUUUGUGUAAUCUUGGGCAAGUCAUUUCACCUCAGUUUCUUCGUCUGUAAAUUGAGGUGGUUAGACUAUUACUCUAAGCUGCUGCCUGCCUUUAAAAUCCUUCCUCCUGUGAGAGAGACCCGGGAAAAUCCUAUAAUUCAGAGAAUGCUAAGGUAUACCCAAUCGCCGCCUCUGGAUCUUGUACAUAAGUGUAAUUGCAUCCUUAGGUGCUAUGUGGAGGGAAAUAUGCAUGUUAGUUGACCUGAUGACUCGUUUGCUGGGGAGGGAGGCGAUCGCCAUGACUGACUGACCGCUACCUGAACUGUGCUCACUAAAGCCCUUCAUAAAGGUGGUUGGGGCUGCAGAGUCUCCCAGAAGGAAGCCCAGCCAGGGAUCUGUUCAAGUGGGUUGUCUUCUGUACUCCCUAUUUAAGGAUAAUUAAUGAAAUGUCUCAACAAAUGAUUGUCUAGCAGGCCAGUUUGGUGCAUGAAAUCUUCCUGGUUCUGCUUCUCUGAAAAGUCCUCCAAAGUCAUGGCUGGGCUUCCAUCCCUGUCGCGCGCGCGCGCGCGCGCGUGUGUGUGUGUGUGUGUGUGUGUGUUGGUGGGCACCAUGGACUCACCCAGGUUUGGAAUGCCCCGUUCAGAAGGCCACGUACGCACAAGCUAGCUGACCUAGAAUGUGAGGCAUCUGAGGGGAGGCCGCCCCACCCUCCAGUCUCUUGGAGAAUUGAAAUAAACAUGCCUCCUCAUCCUUGUUCCUUACAUCUUACUGAAGGCUCACUCAUAAAAAUGGCUGGAAUCCUCCAAGUGCUUUGUUGGGCUGACCUGAGUUAUGUUCUGCCACGGGGAAGGAGGAAGACAAGGGCAGGUGAGGGUGGGUUUAUGGGCUUUGUGGUCCGAAAGCUGCCCCUCUUUGAAACACAAGGUUGUAUGGAAAGAGCUCACCACUGUAAAAUGCCAGGGAGUCUUUCUAGCCCCAGAAGUCUGCCAUGUAACCAGUGCCUCUGGGCCCUAUUCUUUCUUAGCAGCAGUUUGGUUCUUCUAACAGCCUUGAAUCCUAGAAUCUCAAGGGUCUGAUCUAUGAAUCCACAAAUCAGCCCCAAGUCUCUCUUGGGAGAAUCACUAAUUUCAUCUCAUCACUGGAGCAAUUAAGUUACAACUGAAUACAAACUUUAUCAUUCUGUUUUGGAAUA